CUUUCUGCCUUCGUUAUGGUUAACCUUGAUGUUAGCGAUGAGCAGACUGGAGAAAAGGAGUCCGGCCUUCUUCACAAUACAAUGAACGGGAGGUUAUGGCCACGCGAAUCCACUGCCCGGUUCCUAGCAGCACAGCCAGUCCCAUCGAUUCACGUUUCCAAAAUGGCAUUCAACGGCACGUGGCAGGUGUAUGUCCAAGAGAACUAUGAAGCGUUCCUGAGAGCUAUUGCCUUACCAGAAGAUAUCAUCAAAACCGCUAAAGACAUUAAGCCAAUAAUUGAAAUCCAGCAAACCGGAAACAACUUUGUUGUCACAUCCAAAACCCCCAACAAAUCUGUGACAAAUACAUUCACACUUGGGAAAGAAACAGAAAUGUCCACAAUGGAUAACAAAAAAGUGAAGUGCACAGUAAACUUGGUAGAUGGAAAACUAAUAUCCAAAACAGACAAAUUCACCCACGAGCAAGAAAUACAAGGCAAUGAAAUGGUGGAGAGAAUAACGGCAGGUUCUGCAACGUUUGUCAGGAAAAGCAGGAAGAUCUAAAAAUGCAAAUAAGACUUUGGUUUGCAAUAGACAUUUUUAUAUUUGGGAAAUAAAAUAUACUUUCCAUCA
This is a messenger RNA of Eublepharis macularius, 612 nucleotides long. RefSeq names its product fatty acid-binding protein, liver-like. Bases 16 to 543 code for a protein of 175 amino acids. The transcript has 5 exons. Gene Ontology annotation, cellular component: cytosol; nucleus. The record is from RefSeq and is a predicted model, not a curated record. Lineage: Eukaryota; Metazoa; Chordata; Lepidosauria; Squamata; Eublepharidae. Gene Ontology annotation, biological process: fatty acid transport. Gene Ontology annotation, molecular function: fatty acid binding.